This is a messenger RNA of Ceratotherium simum simum (southern white rhinoceros), 1578 nucleotides long. It is a transcript of the gene MIMS1, whose product is annotated as mitochondrial inner membrane scaffold 1. The record is from RefSeq and is a predicted model, not a curated record. Gene Ontology annotation, cellular component: mitochondrion. NCBI's taxonomy places the organism in Eukaryota, Metazoa, Chordata, Mammalia, Perissodactyla, Rhinocerotidae.
AGCCUCCGCGUGAACCCCACGGGUUCCGGAACGCUGACCCACGCUCCCCGCGGUCGCUCUGCUGAGUGACCCCACCGUGGCAUCUGAGGAGCUGUCGUUCGUCCUGUGCGGCGGGAAGCAGCGGCGGCCUCCACGUUUUAGGAGUCUCUGUAGAAGCUGAAAUCCAUCAAUCACCGUUCUUCAAAAUGCAAUGGAAUGUACCAAGGACUGUACUCCGACUGGCACAUAGGACAUGCAUGGAACCACAUAAAGCUGGUCUUUUUGGACACUGUCAAAACAUAAAGGGACCAUUACUUUUGUGUAAAGCUGAAUCCAGGGUAGUUUUGGUACAGGGCCCUCAAAAACAAUGGUUGCACUUAUCUGCUGCCCAGUGUGGUGCAAAGGAAAGGAAGCCAUUCGAUGUUCAUCCACCUCAACUGGGGAUCCUUCACCAUAAACAGUGGGAGCAAGAUAUUUUAUCCAAGAGGCUUAUAUCGUCCAAUGCCUCAUCUCCAAAAAAGGAAGAACCUGAUCCUUUACAAGAUAAAUCUAUUAGUCUUUAUCAACGAUUUAAGAAAACAUUUAGACAAUAUGGAAAAGUUUUGAUUCCAGUGCAUCUAAUAACUUCUGGUGUUUGGUUCGGAACAUUUUAUUAUGCAGCCAUAAAAGGAGUGAAUGUCGUUCCUUUUCUAGAACUUAUUGGGUUACCUGACAGCAUAGUAAACAUUCUGAAAAAUUCUCAAAGUGGAAAUGCACUAACAGCAUAUGCCUUGUUUAAGAUUGCAACACCUGUCCGAUACACCGUGACUUUGGGAGGAACCUCCUUCACUGUGAAGUAUUUGCGUAGCCAUGGUUACAUGUCGACACCGCCUCCUGUUAAGGAGUAUCUACAGGACAGGAUGGAAGAGACAAAGGAGCUUCUCACAGAGAAAAUGGAAGAAACAAAGGAUAGACUCACUGAAAAAUUACAAGAAACCAAAGAAAAAGUUUCUUUUAAGAAAAAAGUGGAAUAGGUGCCUUAUAUAAUAGAUUAUAGACAAUUCUUGCACUUUAACCCUUUGGAGACUAUGGAGACAUGGCUUCUGAUUAUUUUUUUGGUUAGUUGCCUAAAUAUACCAGUUCUCUGAGGGUUAAAGAACUAAGGUUCCUUUUUAACAUUAAAUAUCACUAGGAAAAUCACUGUUUUUUGAAAAGAAAAAAUGAACCCAGUAUAAGAAUUUCACAUCAGUAGCAACAUAAGCAGUAGUUGUAAGUCUGCGCUCUUUUUCAGGGCCGGCAGAAUCAUACUUGCUGUGUGUUAUGUUGCAGCUCUAAUUUAUGCAGGUGAGGCCAUUGAUGCCUUGAUUAACUGAGGUGGCCCUCGGGAGGAUGUUACCACUGGUCUUCAACUUAAUGUUAUUCACCAAGGUUUUAGCUAUAUUCGGUUCUCAAUAUGGAGACCAACUAUUAUCAUCAAAACUGCCUGUGCAUAAGAGGAUAUUUAGUCUUUCUAUAUAAAACAGUUACAUACCAGUAAAAAUACAGACUUUAUAUGAAGAAAACUGAAUAAAAAUGGAGUCAUAUAUAUGUAAAUAAGAUGUAUUGGUUAUAUGUAAAUGA